AUGGUUUGCUCCCCGGCUCAUUCUUAUCGUCAAUGCAUUCUACACAAUCCACCGAAACUCUCUAAAAGCGCCAAAGAAGACUUGAUUGUCGCGCACCUCCGGUCCACACGCACGUGCCACACGCUCAAAGACCUCGAGAAGAUGCUUCCCUCGGUGGCUUCGAUCAACGGCAUGCAGGUCAAGGAAUACAUCCAGAAUCUGACGGACGAGAACAAGAUUCGGGUGGAGAAAAUCGGAAGUGGGAACUGGUACUGGUGUUUCGGCGGGGACGAGACACGCGAGAGGGAAGGGCGACUGCAGCAGCUCCAGAAGGAGGUGAGCGUCCUACAGGCCAGCUACGAGGAAGCCGCGGCCGAUCUGGCGGCGAAACGGGCGCAAUGGGACCAGGAGGGAGGAGGGGAUGAGGGAGAAAAUCGGGCAGAGAGGGGAGAGUUGAUGCAUCGGAGGAGUGAGCUGCAGACGGAACGGACCCGGCUGCAGGCGCAGUGGCUGACGGCGACCACGACGGUGGGAGGAAAAAGCGUAGCGCAGAUGAAAGAGGAGACUGAGACGUUUCGGCAACAAGCGCUUAUGUGGACGGAUAAUAUCUACGUGCUGGAGGAGUACAUGGGGAAGUUGACCGGCGGGGACCGAGAGAUCAUGACGGCGGUGCAGAGGGAGUAUUACGGGGACGAGUAUGUGGAGGGGGAGGGACUGCGUGAGUUGAUCAGUUGA
This is a messenger RNA of Aspergillus clavatus NRRL 1, 714 nucleotides long. RefSeq names its product putative GAJ protein. The transcript has 2 exons. NCBI's taxonomy places the organism in Eukaryota, Fungi, Ascomycota, Eurotiomycetes, Eurotiales, Aspergillaceae. Gene Ontology annotation, biological process: reciprocal meiotic recombination. Gene Ontology annotation, molecular function: double-stranded DNA binding. The record is from RefSeq and is a predicted model, not a curated record. Bases 1 to 714 code for a protein of 237 amino acids.